UCCACCAGUGUCACCUCCAGCGCUGUCACCUCCACCAAUGUCACCCCCACUGGUGUCACCACCACCGAUGUCACCUCCACUGGUGUCACCUCCACCGAUGUCACCUCCACCGCUCCAGCCACCACCUCAGCAGGGACCUCCACUGUCUCUUCUGCUACUGAGGGAACCCCAACUGCUGUCACCUCCACCAGUGUCACCCCCACUGAUGUCACCUCCACUGCUCCUGCCACCACCUCAGGAGGAUCCUCUGCUGUCUCCUCUUCUACUGAGGGAACCACCACUGCUGUCACCUCCACUGGUGGCACCACCACAGAUGUCACCUCCACCAGUGUCACCCCCACAUCAUCUCCCACUGCCUCAGGAGCGUCCUCUACAGCCUCUUCCACAACCCUGCAAGGACCCUCCACCGAUGUCACCUCCACUGCUGUCACCUCCACCAGUGUCACCUCCGCUGAUGUCACCUCCACUGCUGUCACCCCCACAGCAUCUCCCACUGCCUCAGCAGCAUCCUCUACAGCCUCUACUACAACCCUGCUAGGACCCUCCACUGGUGUCACCUCCUCCGAUGUCACCUCCACUGUUCCUGCCACCACCUCAGGAGGAUCCUCCGCUGUCUCCUCUACUACUGAGGGAACCUCCACCAGUGUCACCUCCAUAGAUGUCACCUCCACGGGUGUCACCCCCACCGCUGUCACCUCCACCAGUGUCACCUCCACCAGUGUCACCUCCACCAGUGUCACCUCCACUGCUCCUGCCACCAGCUCAGGAGGAUCGUCCGCUGUCUCCUCUACUACUGAGGGAACCCCCAGUGGUGUCACCUCCACUGCUGUCACCUCCACCGGUGUCACCUCCACCAGUGUCACCUCCACUGCUCCUGCCACCAUCUCAGGACAGAACCCCGCUGUCUCCUCUACUACUGAGGGAACCUCCACCAGUGUCACCUCCACUGGUGUCACCUCCACCAGUGUCACCUCCAUCAGUGUCACCUCCUCCGAUGUCACCUCCACCGCUCCUGCAACCAGCUCAGGAGGGACUUCCGCUGUCUCCUCUUCUACUGAGGGAACCACCACUACUGUUUCCUCCGCCGUUGUCACCUCCACUGGUGUCACCCCCACUGGUGUCACCACCACCGAUGUCACCUCCAUCAGUGUCACCCCCACCGAUGUCACCUCCACUGCUCCUGCCACCACCUCAACAGAGACCUCUGCUGUCUCCUCUACUACUGACGGAACCUCCACCAGUGUCACCUCCACUGGUGUCACCACCACUGGUGUCACCUCCUCUGAUGUCACCUCCACUGCUCCUGCCACCACCUCAGCAGGGACCUCCACUGUCUCCUCUACUACUGAGGGAACCACCACUGCUGUCACCUCCACUGGUGUCACCUCCACCAGUGUCACCCCCACCGGUGUCACCUCCACUGCUCCUGCCACCACCUCAGUAAUGACCUCCACUGUCUCCUCUACUACUGAGGGAACCUCCACCAGUGUCACCUCCACUGGUGGUACCUCCUCCGAUGUCACCUCCACAAGUGUCACCUCCACUGCUCCUGCCACCACCUCAGCAGGGACCUCCACUGUCUCCUCUACUACUGAGGGAACCCCCACCACUGUCACCUCCACAGACGUCACCUCCAUCAGUGUCACCUCCACUGGUGUCACCUCCACAGAUGGCUCCUCCACUGGUGGCACCACCACGGAUGUCACCUCCACUGGUGUCACCUCCACCGGUGUCACCCCCACUGAUGUCACCUCCACUGCUCCUGCCACCACCUCAGGAGGAUCCUCCGCUGUCUCCUCUACUACUGAGGGAACCACCACUGCUGUCACCUCCAUCGCUGUCACCUCCACGGGUGUCACCACCACGGAUGGCACCUCCACAGAUGUCACCUCCAGCAAUGUCACCUCCACUGGUGUCCCCCCCACCGAUGUCACCUCCACUGCGCCUGCCACCACCUCAGCAGGGACCUCCGCUGUCUCCUCUACUACUGAGGGAACCUCCACCAGUGUCACCUCCACCAGCGUCACCUCCACCGAUGUCACCUCCACCGGUGUCACCUCUACUGCUGUCACCUCCACUGCUGUCACCUCCACUGGUGCCACCUCCACAGAUGUCACCUCCACUGGAACCACCCCCACUCCUGUCACCUCCACAGGUGUCACCUCUACUGGCGUCACUUCCACUGCUGUCACCUCCACAGAUGUCACCUCCACUGGCGUCACCCCCACUGCUGUCACCUCCACUGGAACCACCCCCACUCCUGUCACCUCCACUGCUGUCACCUCCACAGAUGUCACUUCCACAGAUGUCACCUCCACUGUCGUCACCUCCACUACUGUCACUACCACUGCUGUCACCCCUACAGAUGUCACCUCCACAGAUGUCACCUCCACUGCUGUCACCUCCCCAGCUGUCACCUCCACAGCUGUCUCGUUCACUGGUGUCACCACUUCAGCUGCCACAUCUUCUGCUGUCACCUCCUCUGGCAUCACUUCCACUGCUGUCACCUCUACGGAUGCUGCCACCUCCAAUGGCGUCACCUCCACUGAUGUCACCUCCACAGAUGUCACCUCUUCUGCUAUUACUCCUACAGAUGUCACCUCCACAGACGUCACUUCCUCAGAUGUCACCUCCACUGCUGUCACCUCCACUGCUGUCACCUCCACUGAUGUCACUUCCACUGCUGUCUCCACUUCAGAUGCCACAUUUACUGCUGUCACUUCCACUGCUGUCACCUCCACAGAUGUCACCUCCACUGCUGUCACCUCCACUGCUCUCACCUCCACAGAUGUCACCUCCACUUCUGUCACCUCCACUGGUGCCAACUCCACAGAUGUCACCUCUACUGGCAUCACCUCCACUGCUGUCACCUCCACUGCUGUCACCCCCACAGCUGUCACCUCCUCAGCUGUCUCGUUCACUGGUGUCACCACUUCAGCUGCCACAUCUUCUGCUGUCACCUCCUCUGGCAUCACUUCCACUGCUGUCACACCUACAGAUGUCACCUCCACUGCUGUCACCUCCACUGGAACCACCCCCACUCCUGUCACGUCCACAGAUGUCACCUCUACUGACGUCACCUCCACUGGUGCCACCUCCACAGAUGUCACCUCCACUGGAACCACCCCCACUCCU
Molecule: messenger RNA, 3135 nt
Organism: Numida meleagris (helmeted guineafowl)
Lineage: Eukaryota; Metazoa; Chordata; Aves; Galliformes; Numididae
Exons: 3
Source: RefSeq, a predicted model, not a curated record